GAAAAGGGAGCCAGAGGACAAGCAAAAACCAAAAUCAAAUGUCUCUGUCUUGGCGGGAACUCCGGGACCUGGAAUACGCAGGGCGACGACCCGACCCGUUUGAAUCAUUGGGAUUCCGUUUGCCACCAGCUGCCGUUCUCCGCCGCCUCGCCCGGGAUUAUCCUGAUACCGUGAAGAUUCCAGAUCCAUUGGCGGACACUACUACUUCUACAUCUGCCUCUCCCUACCCUAGGGCUCCUGAAGCACCCCUGGCUGCUCCCCUGACUCCUCACCCUUUAAGUUUUUUUGACAAUGCAUAUACCAUACAGAAGCUCCAAACAGAAAAAUGUAUGUAUUGUACAAAGGUGGGGGUACACGGUACUGCAUCUUGCUCCUACACGAGACGUGUCCCAAAGAAUGCACCUGUUGGCCCUGGCUGUGAACUAGUUUGUAGGAUCUGUGAAAGUCCGUUUUCAGGCACCUGUUGUGGUCUAGAUGAAGGCCGUGCUAUUCUCAAAGAGUGCAUAAUUUGUGGAGUGUACGGUGACCACUGGCCUAGAUGGUGCCCACGCAACAAUCGAGUCGACAAGAAACUUUUGGACCUUCCUCCUGGUGUCUUUCACGUGGAUUUCUCCCGCGGCACUAGUGCUCCUGGAAAAGUUGAACAGAAGGAGCCUGCAAAGCCAGCUUCAGUUAAGAGCAAUGCUGUCAAAGACGAUGACCCAGAGGAUGAUCAUGACAGUGACGAUGAAGAUGAUGAAACCCCUACCCCUAAGAAGCCUGGAUCUAAGAGAAGAGCCCGAGCCUCUGCAUCAGCUAAAACUCCAGUUUCUGCUAAGGAGGCAAAGAUAGAUACUGAUGGUGAGAAGGGCCCCCACAGCGAUACGCCACACCCUGCAGAUAAGGGAAAGACACCUCCUACUGAUAAGCAACUCCAAAGUCUGUCAUUUGGUUCUGAUGGUGGUCUUCAGUCUCACAACGAGGACAAUGAUAGUGCUAAAAUGUAGAAUGGAGAUGUUGCUGAAGCACGGGCUUGUUUUUGAUAUAUAAAAUUGUAUUGGUAAGGAGAGUAUAUGGGAGAUUAUGUUAAAAGGGUUUUGGCAUUAGUGGAUUGUCCUUGACAGUAUUGCUCGAUGGUUUAUAUAUAAAAGGGUUUUCAAGUAGGCGUUAUGUUUAAAACCCUAUUUCUUUCUGUCUACUUUAAAUUGGUAUCCUUAAAA
Messenger RNA from Rosa rugosa (rugosa rose), 1199 nucleotides. RefSeq lists its product as uncharacterized. Bases 39 to 986 code for a protein of 315 amino acids. The record is from RefSeq and is a predicted model, not a curated record. NCBI's taxonomy places the organism in Eukaryota, Viridiplantae, Streptophyta, Magnoliopsida, Rosales, Rosaceae. The transcript is spliced from 9 exons.